This is a messenger RNA of Naegleria fowleri, 903 nucleotides long. RefSeq lists its product as uncharacterized. NCBI's taxonomy places the organism in Eukaryota, Heterolobosea, Eutetramitea, Acrasida, Naegleriidae. Gene Ontology annotation, biological process: nucleoside metabolic process. The transcript has a single exon. Bases 1 to 903 code for a protein of 300 amino acids. Gene Ontology annotation, molecular function: S-methyl-5-thioadenosine phosphorylase activity. The record is from RefSeq and is a predicted model, not a curated record. Gene Ontology annotation, cellular component: cytosol.
AUGAUGACCCACGUCGACCUCUCCCAAUACCCCAAAGUCGAUCUCGCUUUCAUUGGAGGCACAGGUCUCUCCAAAGUCGAAGGUCUCUCUAACAUUCAAACCAUUGAACCUUUUGAAACUCCUUUCGGAAAACCCUCUUCACCCAUUGUGAUUGGACACAUUCAGGAUUUGUGUGUGGCUUUCUUGGCUCGUCAUGGUCUCUCUCAUUCCAUUCAACCGACCGAUGUUCCAUAUAGAGCCAAUAUUUAUGCAUUGAAAAUGUUGGGUGCUUCGUAUUUGGUCUCUUUCGGAGCUGUCGGUUCUCUUCAGGAAGAAUUGGCUCCAAAACACUUUGUGGUGGUGGAUCAAUUCAUUGACCGUACUAAAUUCCGUCAAUCUGAAAAUACAUUCUAUGAUAGUGAGGGUUUGGUGGCUCAUGUUUCUUUUGGAGAACCAACUUGCAAGCAAUUGAGUCAAAUUGUGUUACAAAGUUGUCAAAAAAUUAGUGAAAUUCCACGUGUGCACUCGAGUGGUACCUAUGUGUGUAUGGAAGGACCUUGUUUCUCAUCACGUGCAGAGAGUAAAAUGUAUCGAAUGUGGGGAGGAAGUGUCAUUGGAAUGACCUGUUUGCAAGAAGCCAAGUUAGCCCGAGAGGCUGAAAUGGCAUUUGCUUGUGUGGCCAUGGUCACUGAUUAUGAUGCUUGGAAAGAUGAUGCUGAACCUGUCACUGUUGAAGAAGUGGUCAAGAUUUUACACGACAAUGGAGACAAUGGAAGAAGAGUGAUUCAACAUGUGGCCGCCAAUUUUAAAAAGUUUGAAUCAUCGGCUCAUUCUGCCAUGAAGUUUGCCUUGUUGAAGCCAGCAAGUAGUUUGAGUGAUGAUUUGCAGAAGAAGUAUCACGCUAUUUUGCACAAGUAUUACUAA